CGAUCAGCUGCGGCAAGCCUCCGCGCGCCCACGUGCCGCGGACGCCCGCGCGCUCACGCCGUCGCCGAGCCGCCAUCACAUCACUACACUUGUGCGUCCCGCGCUUUUCGCGCGCCUCCCUUUGCCGUCGCGACGCCGCGCCAUUUUCUCGCGCACGUGGGCGCCGCCGGUGGCUGAGUGAGGGCGCCCGGCUCGAACGCCAUUAACGCGGCCGUCGUGAAUGAACGCCGACCUCGACCGGGUGGCUGGCGUCCAUUGAUAGGGCGCGCGGCGGGCACCGACCGCUGCGCUCGCACGGGGGCGGCGUGCUGCACGCCCUCGCUUGCCGAUCCGAGCGCGCCUCAGUCGAGGAUGUGGCGUUCUCCGUGCGACGACACACACCGCGUGCAAAAUCUGUGUUCAUUUAUCAGUAGAUGCUCGUGACCCUUCAGUGCGAAUGCUGUGCCGCGUAUACGUAGUUUCCUAAACGUAAUGUUCUGUGAUCACGUCAAUUUGGUAGAAACUAAGUUAGUUUAAGUCAGGGAAGUGGAGUGUUGUAGGUGGGGGUCUGCGUGCGCGCCAGAAGCGUUGCGGUGUACGAAGUUCGAUGUGAGUGUGAGCGCGCCGGAAGCGUGCACGGUGUGGUGUGGUGUGUGCAGUGAGGGGAUGCACUCGUGCAAUGCUCUCGGUGAUCGCGAUGCGUCGGCCGGAGGACGAGGAGCUGGGCGGUCGCGGCGAUGGCGACGAGUUCGUGGACAUAUCUCAGAUGCAGUUAUUAGUGGAGGCGGGCCCGAGCGGGCUGCACUACGGAGGCCCGCCGCCGCCGCACGCGCAGCCGCAGCCCUACGUGCAGCCGCCCGCGCACGCCGCACACCCCGCCACCACCACGGCCUCCGUCGACGAUCUCUUUGCGCUUUACUUUACACCCGCCUCCCAUGGUGAGCACAUUAUAGGUACAUUACCAGGCGACGAAUUAUCACUAGGAUGCUCUCCACGACGGCACAAGCACGAGGCCUCACUUUCUCCCGGCGCACGCGCCGAGGACGCCAGCAAUGCGUCAAGUGCGAGUGCGUCUCUAUACGGCCCUCCCGUCGGAGGCGCCGGCAAGCGGGCGCCAUCACCGCCGCUUCAAUGGCUGCUGCCGCCGGGUCCAGGCCCUGGCAGCGUUGACAAAUAUUUCCAACAAGAUUACGAGGAACGCGUCGAGUUACUUCCGCCGGAGUGUCAGCCGUACUGCCCUCCGCAGCAACCCUGUCCGACGCAACAACACUGCGAGUACCGACCGCCGCCUCAGGCCCAGCCACAACACUCCUGGGAUACACAAGAGUAUGCGCCCGCGCCACAACCCACGCCGGGCCCGUCUGGCUUGCCCAAACGUGAACCUUACCCGAGCCCUGCAGCAUCGGGCGAUCGACCGGUACAGCUCGCCGAAUACAACCCGUCCACUAGCAAAGGCCAUGAGAUUCUAUCACAAGUGUACCAACAAAGCGCCCAGCCGUUACGACUGGUAGCCGUCAAGCCACGCAAGUACCCAAAUAGGCCAAGCAAAACUCCAGUGCACGAAAGACCAUACGCGUGUCCAGUGGAUGGAUGCGACCGGCGAUUCUCAAGAUCAGACGAGCUGACGCGGCAUAUUCGCAUACACACGGGACAGAAGCCGUUCCAAUGCCGAAUCUGCAUGCGCUCGUUUAGUAGAUCAGAUCACUUGACGACGCACGUGCGCACCCAUACUGGUGAAAAACCUUUUGCGUGUGAUGUAUGUGGUAGGAAGUUCGCGCGGUCGGACGAGAAGAAGCGGCACGCCAAGGUGCACCUGAAGCAGCGACUGAAGCGGGAGCGCGGCGGCGGCGGGCCGGCGCACCAUCACGAGCCGCACCCGCACGCGCCGCUCUAGCACACGGCCGUGACCGCGACCGCGACCGCGCCCUCCGCCAGCUCCCCGCAGCCGAGCUGCUCCACCGUGUCCGCGCCGGAACCCAUGCCCGGACCCGCGUCCCCCAUGCCCGGUUCGCCCGCGUCUGCGGAUCACUGAACUUUUGUAUUUCACGUUGAAGUUAUCGGAUAAUUUCAUCGCAUAGGUGUAAAUGAAUUGUCUUUAACGAAGCUUUAUUAACUCUAAAUUUGUAUAUGACUACACUGAAAUUUAUAUUUAUAGUAUAUAUCUUUUUAUACAUAUUUGUAAUUACUACGUUAAGAGUCGAUCUGCGCGUUGUAUUUAUUUAAUUAGUUAGGUUAAUUGAAGGAACUCGACUGGGAACAAACCGUAGAUACGAAGCGAUAUGGCCUAAAGUGUCCAGAGUAUGCGUCAAAGCGUUUUUCUGUGAAAAAGUUUGUAUUCUCGGAGCGGUUCAUUACACGAUGAGUCGCUGUCGUCCACGGCGCAUGGUGUCACAUAUCUUUCUAUCUUAUAAUAAUCCCGUGACUGAACGGAUCUGGCUCUACGCAUGCAUACGUCUCACGGACCGAACGGCGAACUGAGAAACAACCAGAGGAAGUAUUACUAGUAGUGACAACAAAACUCUCAUAGAUGAGAGCGUCAGACGUAUCCAUGUGUGGAAACAAGUAUAAUCGGGACUAAGUACCUACUUAAGUAUUGUAUGUAGGUUUAUUUAUAUUCUCACAUUUGACAAAACUAACGUGAAACUGUGCCAUUAAUUUAACUUUACAAUGUGCCACUGCAAUUUUUAUUUACGUAACUUGUACUAAGUAUAACAUAAGUGGUGAAUAUGCUACAAUUAUUAUGGUUACUUCAUUAUUUCUAGUCGAAGAUGUAAGGCGAAACGUGAGAUUAUCAAAUAUUGAUUAUAACAAUAUUAUAUACGAGUACGUAUUAUGUAGAAGAAGACUACAGUUUAUAAUAUUAUAGCCAAAAGAAGUUUCAUUGCAAAACUAAGUUGAGAUUGAUGUUACUAAGAAGCUACUUGCUUUAUCAUCACUAUAACGUUUACCUACUUGAGCUUACGCAAUGUCCUGCGAGGAAUCUGAACUGAAAUUAAAACUGAUCAUUAAUCUUGUCCACCGAUUCCAUGGCCUAUUGACCACUGAUGCAAUUUAUUUUCGACAGUUACUGUCAUUUUUUUCUAUUGCUCAAAUAUUUAAUUUUAACUAAAUUUGCUCAAAUCUGCUUCUUUCCGAUAUAAUCGCCCUAAAACUAUUAACUUAUCUUACUUGCCAUCGUAUGUUGCUCUCUGUCAGCAUUUUUCUAUGUACGUUUACAAAUUGUCCAGUGAUUUCAAAGUUUCCCAGUGGCAUAUAUAUAUUUUUACGAUGUGCAUAUUAUAGACUAAUCUAGUAAAAGUAAAAGUGUUAGCAUGUAGCAUUAAAUUAUGAUCUCUUAAUCAUUAUUAAUUAUUUUCAAAUAUAGCAAGGACCCCUUAUUUAUAAUACUCAUAAGUUUUUAUAGAUAUAAGUAAAGUAAGUUUACAUUUGAAAUAUUUAUGUUGUUGUGAUGAAGACCGUUGGCCAUAAAAAUAUAGAUAAGAAUGUGAAAGUACAUUCAAAAUAUAUCCAGAAAUUACAUACUUACACUUGGUUAUAUACCUACCUAUUUGGCGUGGCUACGCGUCCACUAAAGUGUGACAUAAAUGUGUGUAUGCAUAUUGAUAUACCUUAUACAACGAGGUAAACGCAGAAAGUAAAAUAACGUCUGUAAUUAUACGAGUAGAUAGUAAUCUAUUAAUCAUUGAUUUGUUUCCCAUGUAAGUACAAAAUUAGCACAAAAUGUAGACUUACAACUUCUAGACAUUUCGUAACAUUGACUUCAACUAUCAAUCACUAGGGCCAUAAAGUAAUAUUAUGAAUACUGAUUUAAAUGUACAACAAUUACAUACUCAACAAUUUUUAGAGUAUGUACUUAAAUGUAAAUGUGCAAACUGGCAAAAUUGUAUAGUCGUAACGAACUGGAACUAUAAAAAUGAUUGUUGUAAUACAUUGUCAUCUAAAAACAGCGGUAAUAACAGGGUGGAACACUCACUUGUAUCGGUCUUUAUGAAUUUAAGAUAACAGACAAUAAUGUAUACUAACUCAUGCGCCUCCACCUCACCUGGUUACAUAUGGGAACGGAUUUUUUACUGAGUGCGUUCAUAGCAUAAUAUGUACCUUGCCGUUUGAAUCGAGAAGUAACUAAUAUAGUACAAAAACAAUAAUAAUUGAAUCGCCGCCGCGCCGUUUCUAUUUUGUGAGCCGGGUCGGGUACCGCACCGGUAGAAUGACGUCACUCGCACAUACUCGCUGAUAUCGCAUUUGCACGCGUUUACGCGCUCGUGUACGAUAAAAAUAUGGUGUACGAGUUUAUAAUGUUUUUACUGUUAUAGAAGAGACGAAGUCUCCGAUAGACAAGGCUAGAGUAGAUAGGUAUUUAAUAAUGCGAAUUCAUGUUAAACAAUUGAGUGACAAUUGAAACGGAAAGACUAAAUUCUUACACAUUUUACGUAAUGUUGCAUCGCGUUAUCGUUAUUGAUAUAUGGUGUUUGUAUUAGGUUACGAGUUACGACUAGCUCGUUGUCUGUUGCCACGCCGCGCCCACAGUUGGGAAGCCACUGUCUGCUGUCUAGUGUGUGUAGGGGCGCGAGGGCGCAGCACGGCAUCAUUUCACAUCUUAACCAACUUACACUCUUAUUCGAACGAACAAGAUGUUUCUGAACUUUUAUGGUGUUCACCUGAUAGAGAAUGGAUACGAAUUCUUUAUGAAUUUUGUGUAGGUACGGCUACUGUUUAAGCUAUCUUUGUGUAUUUUCUCGCAUGAGGAUGUUGUUGAUGUUCUAAAAUAUAAAUAGAUAUAAGUAGGUCUGUUAAAUCACACUAAUUUUUACUAAAUUCUAUUUAAUUAAUACCUAUAUUUGUAAAUACACUCAGACUAAUUUGGAUUUAAUGUGUAUAUAAGAUGAAGAAAUUUUUAUUUAAUAUGAAACCACCUAAGGUGCGAAAAUACAAAUUGUUGAAAAUUUAAA
Manduca sexta (tobacco hornworm) is the source of this 4928-nucleotide messenger RNA. It is a transcript of the gene sr, whose product is annotated as early growth response protein 3. The transcript has 2 exons. The record is from RefSeq and is a predicted model, not a curated record. Gene Ontology annotation, molecular function: DNA-binding transcription factor activity, RNA polymerase II-specific; RNA polymerase II cis-regulatory region sequence-specific DNA binding. NCBI's taxonomy places the organism in Eukaryota, Metazoa, Arthropoda, Insecta, Lepidoptera, Sphingidae. Gene Ontology annotation, biological process: regulation of transcription by RNA polymerase II. The coding region runs from base 659 to 1873 and encodes 404 amino acids.